GAGCAGUCGUGCAUUCCCCGCCUCGCCUCGGGUGUAGGGAUUGCAAAAAAACAAAACUACACUGUCACGACCGUGUAGUUUUGUUUUUCUGAUUAGAGGCUCUACAUUUCUCAUGCUGGGAUUGUCUAAAAAAACAUACUCUGGAUAAGGACGUCGUUCAAGAAGCUUUCGUUGGGCUUAGCCCACUCUUACGGGCACUUUGAGAGAUCAGAGUGCCUGUAAAGAUGACGACAAAAGCACCAACAUUUACACAGCCGUUACAAAGUGUUGUGGCACUGGAGGGUAGUGCCGCAACCUUUGAGGCUCAUAUUAGUGGUUUCCCAGUUCCUGAGGUGAGCUGGUAUCGGGAUGGCCAGGUUCUUUCUGCUGCAACGCUGCCCGGUGUGCAGAUCUCGUUUAGUGAUGGCCGCGCUAAACUGGUGAUCCCCGCCGUGUCGGAAGCGAGCAGCGGAAGGUACACCGUGCAAGCCACCAAUGGAUCUGGGCAAGCAACUAGUACCGCCGAGCUGCUUGUCACAGCUGCAACAGCUCCACCAAACUUCUCGCAACGACUACAGAGCAUGACUGCAAGACAAGGAAGUCAAGUUCGACUUGACGUGAGAGUGACUGGAAUCCCUACACCUGUGGUGAAGUUUUAUCGGGAUGGAGUAGAAAUCCAAAGCUCCCCCGAUUUUAAAAUUUCCCAAGAAGGAGACCUUUACAGCCUAAUCAUUGCAGAAGCUUAUCCUGAAGACUCCGGGACCUAUUCAGUAAAUGCCACAAAUAACGUGGGACGUGCUACUUCAACAGCCGAAUUGCUGAUUCAAGGUGAGGAAGAAGCCGUUCCUGCUAAAAAGACAAAGACAAUUGUUUCGACUGCUCAGAUUUCACAAACUAGACAGGCCAGAAUUGAAAAGGUGUGUUUUUCAAAACUAAAAGAGAAGAUUGAAGCCCACUUUGAUGCCAGAUCACUUACAAGUGUUGAAACGGUCUUAGAAGGUGCAGCAGCACAACAGCUCCCACACAAAGCACCUCCACGAAUGCCUCCUAGACCAACAUCAAAAUCGCCAACCCCACCGAUAAUUGCUGCCAAAGCACAAAUGGCACGACAGCAGUCACCAUCACCUGUAAGACAAUCACCAUCACCC
This is a messenger RNA of Tinamus guttatus (white-throated tinamou), 1127 nucleotides long. The record is from RefSeq and is a predicted model, not a curated record. NCBI's taxonomy places the organism in Eukaryota, Metazoa, Chordata, Aves, Tinamiformes, Tinamidae.